AGCAAUAGUUGGAAUAUCACAGCGAUAGAUACCAACUGAUACUUCCAGAGAAUGGCAGUCUAGUUCCAUCAGGGAAAUACCAGUCUCCACGAUGAAAACCAUCAGCACCACGACAACAUGUUCUCAGGUCAGUGAUACACUGAACACUGUCACUACCACUGAGAUCAUCUCCCACUUGACUGAUGUCCACAUAGUAAUGGUUGGCCAGAGUCUGGUCCAUGAAGGAGACAUAAGGAAAGGUCUGGCAGUAUACUUCUCCCACAGACCAGCAGACCAACAUCAGCCAUAGGCAGUGAAUCACAGGCAUGUUUCUC
Messenger RNA from Geodia barretti, 314 nucleotides. The record is from the annotation of a GenBank genome assembly. Lineage: Eukaryota; Metazoa; Porifera; Demospongiae; Tetractinellida; Geodiidae.